Messenger RNA from Drosophila melanogaster (fruit fly), 3709 nucleotides. RefSeq names its product lethal (1) G0469. The record is from RefSeq and is marked reviewed. The transcript has 3 exons. The coding region runs from base 388 to 1353 and encodes 321 amino acids. NCBI's taxonomy places the organism in Eukaryota, Metazoa, Arthropoda, Insecta, Diptera, Drosophilidae.
GUAUUUGUAAAAAGCAAACCGACGAGCGGAUAAGGCGGAAUAUCUGAAGAGCAGCAGCGAAAAACACGAAAAGCCAGAAACAGAAACCAAAAACCCAAACCGAAACAACUCGAACUUCGUGUGCAGUGUGGCAAACUCAAAAAGAAACUGAAACAGAUAACAUAAGAAACCGAAAGAAGCAGCAGCAGCGAAUCGAAGCGUAAAAAAAAAAAACAGAGCAAAUUGAAAGAAGCACAGAACAAAACACAACACAACAAAUUUAAAUAAAAUCCAACGCAAACAGCGAGAGAAAAGUUAUUCCGGAAAACGCGCGGAAAAGUGCAUUUCGAAUUUCAUUAAUUUUUUUUCGAGUGAAAGUUGGGCGCUUCAGGCCCAACAACGCCCACAAUGAACCGUUCGAACAGCUUUGUCAGCUCGCUGAAAUGGUGGCCACUGCAGGGUCACAACAACCAACCGGUGGCGCCACCUGCCAGCGGUUACUCCCAAUCGGCGCCCAGCUCGCCCACCUCCAAUUGGCCACCGCCACUGCAGCAGCAUCAGAAUCCCACAACCGGCACCGCCCACCGCCUACUGCCGCCCAGCGGGCAAAAGAAUGGAAUUGCUGGCGGCACCGUGGGCGCCACAUUCGGCAGCAGUGUGGCAGUGCAAAAGCUGCGCGAAUCCAAGUGGUUCAAGCCCGAGGAGCAGCGCAUCUUUUGCGCCGUCGUCGAGUGCGGUUUCGUGGUCGAGAUCCGCAGCAGCGCCGCAGCCGAGGCGGCCGCAGCUAACGCAGCAGCAGCGGCCGCAGCAGCCGACACCGGUGACAACGACCUCGACGUGGACGCUCUGGAGGAGCUCGACUGCCCACUGACCAACCACCCAUCGCCGCCGCAUCGCAAUCACAGCCAUAGUCACAGCCAAAUCCAAAACCAAUCCCAGCGGCUGGUCAUCCCGCGCAACGGUAGCAGUUUCCUGGAGACGCAGGACGAGAAUGAGACGCCUGUCGCCUCUUGGUAUGGAAUCGUGCUCUGCAAGGUGGCCAAAGACAAUAAACCCAAGCCGGAGACCAUUGAGAUAUAUUCGGUGAAAAUCCGUGAGAAUGGUACAUACAAGUUGAUCAAGAUGCAAUUGGCGGAUAUUUGGAGUCACGGAUGGGAGCUGCGUAUCAAUAACUUUGCCGACAAGGAAAAGGUGCCGCACAACGAGAAGGAUAUUCGCAAUCAGGUGUCGGUGGCGCGCAAAGCCAAACAGAGUCUGUGGAACAAUAAUAAGCAUUUUGUGUACUGGUGCCGCUACGGAAGUCGUCAGCAGGAUCUGCGAAAGCGACAGGUAACGACGAGUGCCAAUCACGUGCUGCUGCACCUGAUCAAUUGAUAAGUCGAGCCGAGUCAGCCGGAGUCCAAUAAAUGGACGUGGAGAAAAUGAAAUGAGAAAUAGGAGCGUUUGAAGCGCCGACACUGAAACCCAUCCUUUUUCCUGCUCCUGCUCCUGCUACUGCACCAUACCACCACCUUAAUCCGCCACCCAAAAACUGUGCAUUGAUUGCAGCAAAAAGACCGAAAAAAAACCCAAAGCAAUGUAAAAACAUGAAAAACCACACAUCAUACCGACCAAGUCAUCAUACAUACUCAAAACUCUAGUACGCAACGUGGACUAAAAACGUCAAAAACGAACUGAGGGAACCGGAAAAAAAGAACCAUUAACUUUUUCUAGGGCCCCGACCUAUGCAUCUAUCUAUGCACCCAUCAUUCAACUACCGAUUCACGCUUGCUUUGCUCAUACAAAAAAUUCGCCCAAAAGAAUGAAAAACCCCUGAGAAUUUUCCGAUCGUUCAUCAGCUAAUCAAUCGAACUGAAGGCAUUGCUAGAUGCUAGACUCUAGAUUCUAGACUCUUUUUCUGUGAGACUGCAAAAGUUGUCCAUUCAAUGUUGAUGACAUUUAGAUUUACAAUUUUCGUCAAGAUUGCACUUCUUGAUUUUCUCUCUCUCUCAAUCAAUUGCAGUUAGAUUUUCCGGCUUCAAGGACCCAAGGACAUUGAGUUCGCCUGCCUAUCGUGGUGGUCUCAAUGUCUGGGUAAAUUGUACUGGAUUAUCUGGCGAGUGAAAUGCGAGAUUGGCAAGAUCAGCGAAGUGGGCCAUGGCUGCCACAUUUAUGGCAUCUAAAUAAGAAACAUAAAACUUGCCAUUCUUGCGGCAUUUAUAUGUACAAUAUAUAUAUAUAUAUAUUCCUGCCAGCUCAUCGUUACCAGAGACGUACGUAUUUUGUGUUUGUACACCGUGUCUUACAAUCGAAUCUAUAUUGCAUUGCAGAUGUCGGAGUGCGUGAAAUGGGGCAGCGUGGGCAUGAAUGCGGGCAUGCUGUUGGUGCUCAAUAAUCGGCAGAAAUGCCAUUCCCACUCCAAGUAGAACGAACGAUACCGAUACGAUAAUCAACCAACUUCACCUUGAGUUCCCAUUUCGAAAUCCGAACGCAAAGCAUUGAAGAAAUCGUGUGGCGUACAAGUCAAGUAUUAGCGUAUUUCAAUUCGGAUGAUAAGAUAAUUUAUGGUAUGGCUUAAAUGCAAAUGGAGUGGAGUUGGCCAGGAAAAUUCAAAUCAGGGCGAGGGCUUACUUUUUUUUUUUUUUUUUUUUUUUGGCAGUAUUAAUUAUAGUAAUAUUUAAUAAUGAUAAUGGCAAUUUGGAGCAAAGUACGCGAAUCAUGCCUCACAAUAUACGUCAUAGUCACAAGCAGCACACCCCCGCCAACAAAUCUAUAUCCAUAUGUAUGUAUGUAUAUAUGCAUAUAUGUAUGAUGAACAAGCGGUUGCAAACUCCUGCAUGAGUUGCAAUUUUGCGAUUUAUAGAAAAUACUUUUGUAUUUGCUAAACAAACAUUGUGUAUAUGAUGACACACAGAACGAGAGAGAGAGACACACACACACACACACACUGUGAAAUUCGAAAAGACUUAUUAAAUAUUUGUUUGUUUUUUUUUUUUCGUCCUAACUUUUUGUUUUCCAUGUGAUUAUAUAUAUAUAUAUAUAUAUAUGUAUUUAUAUACAUUGUGAAAAUGGCACAAAGCAUCUUAUGCAAGGCAGCCACUUUUUUUGUUUUCUUUGUUAUUUAAGCGUAAUUAAGUAAUACCCAUUAAAAAAAAAUAAAACAAAAAAACAAUUAUAUUUAUAUAUAUAUAUCGAGCGACAGCUCCGCGUAGCCAGCUUAAUAAUUUAACAAUCUAGCAUUGUAAAACAAUCAAAAACAUUCGAAAUGUUUCGUUAUGUAUUUAGCCUGCCCAAAUGACCGACCGACCGACAAAUUAAUUAACACAGCAAUUAAGACGACGACUCAAAAAAAAAAAAAACAGAAACAGAAAUUUCCCCCAGAAAUUCUAAACAAAAAUACAUAUUUUUGUACAUAAGGAACUGAAAUGGACGCUCCACGGAUUCUACAAAUACGUAAAAAUCGAAAUCAAAGAGGAGCUCGCAUCCCAAAACAAAAACAAAAACGAUUUACACAAAAAUAAAAAAAAAAAAAAAAAAAAUGAAGCAAAUCAUCGCUAGUUUGUAAGCUAUAUAUACAUAUAUAUACAUUAUUAAUUAUUUUGUUUAAGUUUUGUCUUUUUAAGCCAUUUAUAAAGUAUUUAUGGUAGUUCGUAUAUACAUUUCGACAAUGUGAGAAAAUUUGAAUAUGAAACGUUUGUAAAAUGCUUUAUAUUGAUAUUAUUAUUAAAUGUUUACCAACGGAUACAACAAC